This is a messenger RNA of Chara braunii, 3054 nucleotides long. Lineage: Eukaryota; Viridiplantae; Streptophyta; Charophyceae; Charales; Characeae. The record is from the annotation of a GenBank genome assembly.
GCUACCCGAUGCUACACGGGGAAGUGAGUUCGGAAGAUGACAUCGAAGAAGACGCAUCAGUUCACAAACAGUGUCUGGGAGGAGCCGGAUGUGAUGCACAUCCUUUUCAAAGGCGAGGAUCCUCGACUACUGAUUCACCCGGUGUACGAGGGAGCUGUUGCUGAAGACGACGAGGCCGCUCUCCGGAGGAAACAGAAAGUGACACCCACGGAUGUGGAGGAGAAGUCUUUCAAGUCCUUGACUUUCGCGGACAUUGGAAACCUCACCCAGAGGGGGGCUCUGUACAAGGACGGCGAGCGGAAUCCGAAUCAGUUAUGCAAUCAGCUUCUUUUCUUUUGUGGUGUGGCAGAUGGCGUGCUGUUCUUGGGAAAGUCGCACGCGCAGGUGGUGUGGAUUCUGCUUCAGCAGGGAAGGCACGUCUUGGCCGUGGAUGGGGACACAAUGCAACUCGAAUACACCGUGCAGUAUGUCACCCAUGAAGUAUCGUCCAAGGCUUACCCAUGCGAUUUCCACCAUGUCGUGGUCGAGCCCGUUUAUGACCCGAACAAGGACAUGUUCUUCAAGUUGACUCCGAAGAAAAGGCGCCAGGUCUACUCCUUCCUUUACGGCGAACAACCAAGGUUGAGAUUUGACCCGCAGUACGUGGUGCGGAUGGAAGUCACCAUUGCGGUCCUCCAGGGCUACCAUAGAGCGAGUCGGGCCGGCGCUGUGAGCUUCAUUAAGAGGCUGGAAUAUGUUUUUUUUAACGAGGAUGUUGUCGAUCCGGCCGACUUCAACAAGCUGGUAUUCGGUGAGGAGGACGACUUCAAUAUCAAGAUUGAGCAGGAGGAGAGCGUUGAGGACGACCUCUUCGAUUUGGACGGGCAAUUGGCCAUCUUCAACGCCCAAGUUUCUGAGUCGUCGUCAGUAUGCAAACCGGGGACACCUCUCGCUACACCCACCUCGGGCGGUCCCACGCCCGUGUCCUCCUCAGCGCAUGUCAAGAGGGGUGGGUUGUCCCGUCUGAGGAGUUCGCCGGGGGAGCCAAUUCGUCUCACACCGCAGCCCGAACGUCUUCGACCCGGCCAUUUAGUUCCUCUGGACCAUCCGCAUCUCACGGUUCCUGCGACUCCCUUCCACAUGGGCGACAAACACACCUUCUCCACAGCCGAAGAUUGGGGCCAUGAUAUCGUGUGGCACCCAGACCGUUUCCAGCCAGUCCUUCUCGACGGCGAAUGGGCAGUGGCUGUGAGGGACCAAGUGAGUUGGGAGUUGCCUGCGGUCACCCCGCUGGCAGGAGUUGUGAAGCGCAAGUCUUGCGGAAAGGACGGUGAAGGGGAUGGUGAAGGCGGCGGGCAACGAGGUACCGGAGGUGGAAGUGAACAGCGGUCUCCGGGGCACGCAGGCGGCGGAGAGGGGAAAAAGGGCAGCCGGGAGAAGAAAAAGCCUCGCAGCAGAGAGAAGACAAAGCAUCAUACAGGAGAUGGGCAAGGGUCCGAUGUCGACCGCGACGAGGAUGGUGGGGUUCUGGCGGUGAUAGGCAGCACCUCAAUGGAGACGGGGAACGACUUCAGGCCUGGGUGGAUUACGCGGCCUGGCGAGCAGGACCCUGUGAUUAGCUCCACCAGCGCAACAGAGUAUACCGAUGCUGUUGGUGGGGCAGUUGUAGCAAAGAAUGGAACUUGCUUCGCUCAGCUCCAAAAACGGUUGGCGGAUUGUCUCGGAUCUAUCCGAACCUCGGAGACGACAUCGUCGUCCGGAACUCAGUGCCUUUCGGGAAGCGAGACGACAACAUACCACGGAUCCGGCAGCGUCAAGCUCCAACCAUGUUCGGUUUCACCUCAAAAGGAAGUUCGGAUUAAUCUGAACCGGGAAGCCAGUACCGUUGAGAGAGCACAGCGGUCUGCGGAACUCGAACGGGUGGUCCGGGUUUCGGAAAACCCUGGCGGCGAAAUUCGGAUUGAUCCGAACCAGGAGGACGUGUCCGCCAUGACAGACGACCGGUGUCAGGACGCCGUAAUGAUGUGCAUGGAAGUCCACAAGGAGCUGCAGGGAGACUGUCCGACUGAGGGUGAGUUAGCGGCUAGUUUCAAUGCCGAGCCCCGCACACUCGGAGCCAAAUGCCUGGUGACAGUACGCGCUGAGUUAGCAGUCUUAAGCGACUCUCCGGUGAAAGCGGACACGUCGUCGCCGUUGGAAACUGCGGGGGCUCGGAUGAAUCCGAACCAGGGCCCUGUGAGCAUGUCCCUCCCUGAUGCAGGUUUGGAGACGACAGUAGUUCGGAUUCAUCCGAGACACACAGACGAAGGACUUGACGGUUGUCAACUCCUGACGACUUUGGACAAGGACGAUUCCGCCGACGACCGGAUUGAUCCGACACUCGGCGACGUCUGGAUGGAGCAACCAGUUCAACCGGCAUACGGCGACCCCUUGUACUUCGGCCUUCACGACGAGGCGAUGGAAGAGGACGUUCUGAAGAAGUCCUCUGACGCUGUUGGAAAUAAAUUUCUCUAUUUGAGUGACGACGAUAAAGACACAGCGCACGAGGACAAGAAGUUAAGGGGGGGAGAGGUGUUGUUGGACAUCCAUGGGACCUUGAGCGCAACACAAUACGACACAGUGGCGAUGGAGGAAACCCAACCUGUCGAUGUUGUGGACGUCGACGCUCUUUGUCCGGAGAUGGACAGACUAAAAUUGCCCGUCGCGGACGUGGAGGAUUUUCGCCAUCGGGAUGGGGAUGAAUUCAUGCUGUCUCCGGUCAUCGGCGCCGACAUCUCGAACCUGUCAAGUUUCCCUGUGAGUUUGGAGCACUCGCUGCGUAGACGCGCACGGGGGCGCCAAUCGUGUUGGGACUACCAUCGGUGGGCUCUAGUGACGUGGAAGCUAAGCGUGGUAAGCACUUUCUUCCUCUGCUUGCUUCCUGCUCGUCAGCCCGUUCGUGAAGUGUUGUUUGCUUUGUCGAUUUCGGGGAGAGUUGUGUUGUUGAUCACCCGCUGAACUGUCUGGGUGGCUAUUUCUUGUACAGGUCAACGAGCUCGUGGACAAACACACAUGUCACAGGAGCCGCCUGCCCUC